AGUGUUGUUUACGUCGAGAAGCAGACAAGCGGCGGCGGCUGAGGCUUCGUCCUUUAUAUUUAGUUUUUCUCCGCCUUGCUGAAGGUUUUUAAACAUGCCCAAGUACUACUGUGACUACUGCGACACAUACCUCACACAUGACUCGCCAUCUGUGCGAAAAACACAUUGCCAGGGGCGAAAACACAAAGAAAACGUAAAGAUUUAUUAUCAGAAAUGGAUGGAAGAGCAGGCACAGAAUCUCAUUGAUGCAACAACUGCGGCAUUCAAGGCAGGAAAGAUCCCCAAGGGAGCAGCCAUUCCUCCUCCAAACAACAUGCAAGCUGGUGGUGGACCAGCUGGGCCAGGUGGGCCUGGAGGUCCUGGUGGUCCAGGAGGGCCAGGUGGGCCACAGAACAUGGGUGGCCCAGGUGGCCCACCCAGAGGUCCUGGCAUGGGCAACAUGGGUCCUCCAGGCAUGACAGGAGGAAAUAUGCCAGGGAAUAUGGGAAUGCCACCCAUGGGGCCAAGAGGACCAAUGAUGGGUCCUCCCAUGAUGGGACCCCCUGGGCCUGGCAUGCCCCCAGGAAUGAUGCCAGGCAUGCGUCCCCCAAUGGGCCCCAUGGGACCAAUGAUGAUGGGUCCAGGGGGCAUGCGACCUCCUAUGAUGGCAGGGCCUCCGCAGAUAAGACAAUAACAAGAGUAGGCCCAAUGGUCACUUGCCUUUGGGUGCUGUCUAUAUUAGCUCUUGAAUGUAAACUUUAUGCCGUUCCCUGUUUAUACCCUGUUUUGUAGCAGACGAGGUCAUGUCAAGAGGGAAACCUGUUAUCUUGCAGUACAAAGUGUCACAAGAGUUUUCCACGAGUUUGAGAAUGUGUGACCUUGGAUAUUUUUUAAUAUGUUGUGGAUAAAAGGACCUAUCAUUAUCAUGGUAGUUCUGUGAUUUUUUUUUUUCUUUCUUUCUUGUGCUUGUCGUCAAAUGUACUUUUUUUUAUGAUGGCAGGAAAUUUCCCACCGUGUGGGUAAAAAAUAAAGUGAAGCCUUUCCAUUGGGAUGAAAAGAUAUUUCCAAAUUAUAUCAUAGCUAAAAUGUUUGAUUUUGAGUGUUCUGGAAGUUGCUGUAUGAAUUUACCUGAGCAAAAUCAUGGAUGGUCGUUAAUGACUUCGUGCAUUUUCUGUUGACGAUGAUGUAACAGAUGUCACUUAUUCACCAAUUUUUUAUUAAAUAUAAUUAUCA
Penaeus indicus is the source of this 1212-nucleotide messenger RNA. RefSeq names its product U1 small nuclear ribonucleoprotein C-like (gene snRNP-U1-C). Gene Ontology annotation, molecular function: zinc ion binding; pre-mRNA 5'-splice site binding. The transcript has 6 exons. The coding region runs from base 95 to 673 and encodes 192 amino acids. NCBI's taxonomy places the organism in Eukaryota, Metazoa, Arthropoda, Malacostraca, Decapoda, Penaeidae. Gene Ontology annotation, biological process: mRNA 5'-splice site recognition; spliceosomal snRNP assembly; mRNA splicing, via spliceosome. Gene Ontology annotation, cellular component: nucleus; U1 snRNP. The record is from RefSeq and is a predicted model, not a curated record.